Messenger RNA from Cladocopium goreaui, 1098 nucleotides. Lineage: Eukaryota; Dinophyceae; Suessiales; Symbiodiniaceae. The record is from the annotation of a GenBank genome assembly.
AUGGCAGCAGUUGAAACAGUCUGCUCCCGAUGCCAGGGUAAGGGACAUCGUGCGGUGGAUUGUCACCUACCCUUCUUCCGCAGUUGUCAGUACUGCAAGACUGCGGGUCACUCUGCCAAGGAGUGUCCGCUCUUGCGACACUGUACUUACUGCAAAUGCGAAAGCCACACCAAUCGCAACUGCGCCAAGCUACUGGCGAAAAGAGCCAAGGCACGAGCGUCAGAGGAUUCAAAGAGUGAGACGUCUGAGGCCAGCAAUGGUCAGUCUGGUGUGAGCACAGCUUCAGCAUGGGCAUCAUGUGCAUCACCUCCCACGAAGCAUUGGAAGCAAUGGACUGAACCACAGAAGUGUUGGAUGCAAGCCUUGACUGCAGAUGAAGAAAAACAGGCACGCAAAGUCGAGAAGAAGCUGCGCGAGAUUGCAGCUCUGGAAGCUCGGCUUGCUAAAGGUGAAACUUUGGAAUACUUGCAGCAGAAGAAGGUUGACAAGAAGUCAGAGUUUGAGGACUGUGAGGUCAUGCGCAAGUUGCGCUCUGGCUAUAGACGCUGUGACCUACCAGCCAAAAGCCUGAUUGAGAAAUCUUCCAAGAAGGCGGAAACAUCCGAGACCGUGGCGGCUGCACAGAAAUCGGCCCCUGCACCUGAUAAAUCUGAGAUGGAGGCACCUGUGGACGUGCCUAUGGACCUGAGUGGUGCAGCAGAGGCCCCGUCAGUACUGCAAGGCUCGGAUGAGACCGUGCCGCCUUGUGUGAGCGGACCCCAAUAUGAGCGGGCCAAGCCGCAUUUCGUGGCACCGUCAGAGACGGCUGAGGAGCCCUUGCUCGAAGCAGCAUCCCACAACCUACCAGAUACUUGGGUUGAUGUGGAAGUCUCAAAACCCAAAAGGGACAGGGGCAAGCAGGCGGCCAACACGUGCAUUGGCACAGCACACGGUUGUCUAAGAUGCGCAUUGACAGUGUCGCGAGUUUCAUGUGCGGAAACAUGGUCCUUUUCUCUUCAAGCUUUGAUUUCGGUCUGCGGGCGGGGGCCGUUUGAUGGAUUGUUCCGGGGUACGCGACAAGAUGCCCUAAGAUUAUCCUGUUCUAGUAUCUUCAGGUGA